GCUUUAUUGGAGAGGCUGUGAUAGGGGAAGUAACGCUGGCGGCGUUUGGACGUGAUUCUGUGAAAAGUGUUGGCUGCUCCGUUAUUAGUUCGAGAAUAAAAUAUCAGUUCUUGCAACAUUUUGGUUAAACAAUGGCAGAUUCUGGAUCAGAAGAAAGAAAUGGGGAUCCAGCCCAGCAACAACAGCAGCAGCAGCAGCAGCAGCAGCAUACUUCUGUCAUGGCCUUCCUACUGAGUAACAAAGUGGAAGCUACUCUGUGGUUGACGCGGGUGUUUUCUGUCGUGUGUUCAGUGAUGUUUCUUCUCCCGAUAUUUGGUGGGAACCAAUACACUCAUUUCCAGCGCGCGUUACUGAGUGCUGCGGCGACCAGCGCCCUCCGACUUCACCAGCGACUACCCAACUUUCAGUUCAGUCGAGUGUUCCUCAGUCUGCUGUUUGCGGAGGACAGCUGCCACUAUCUCUUCUACUGCAUCAUUUUCCUAAACAGUUACCCCAUCACCAUGGUACUGGUGCCCAUCUUUCUCUUCGCGUUACUUCAUGCAUGCAGCUAUACCAAGAAUCUCCUCAAUGUGCUGGGACCAAACUCGAUGAUGUUUAUGCGUAACCUGAUCGCAAAGCUUCAAGCCCAUCAAACCAAUGUUCUCCGGUUCAUUGCCUGCUCGGAAAUAUUCCUCAUGCCUGCUCUUGUAUUUAUGACUUUUAGUGGACGAGCGACAAUUUUCCAUCCCUUUGUCUACUAUCGGUUUCUCACAUUGCGUUACGCUUCUCGCAGAAACCCAUACUGCAGGACUCUAUUUUAUGAACUCCGCCUGACAGUAGAAUACUUGUGCAAUAAUCCCCGAUGUCCGCAGUUUGUAAGGAACAUCGGAUUCAAGUCGAUAGCUUUGAUUUCAAGAUUCGCGCCUCAAGUGGCACAGUAGACAAACAUCUAUUUGAACUUGCACAUCCAGAGAUUUUUGUCACAUUUUUGUUUCAUGUCGUGAAGUAUUGUAAAACGUUAUUCUGUGUCAUUGUGGUUUCAAUCAAUAUUUUAAUAUAUUAAUAUAAAGUUGAAACCCAUUGGCUCGAUAUCCCAGGGACCAGUCGAAAAUUUUCAGCCUUACGAAUGAGCGGGAAUGCUUAUAUAGAGUAAUAAUAAAUUUCAAGUUCAAGCCAACCAGGAAAUCGUGUCGAGCAAUAUCGAGCCAACGGGUUUAGACUGCAUGUAUAUGCUUUGGUAAACUUCAUAUCUUAACCAAAUUGAUGAGUGUAUUUUACUAGGCAUUGUGAACCUUGUCUUUUUCCACUUUACUAAUCUGAAAACGUUUAUUGUAUUGUUUUAAAACAGAAAGAACAAAACAACAUUUAAAAUAAAACUAUUUAUGUUGAUUUGAACUAAGUGGGAACUAUGAGUAAUACGCCAUAUGAUAUUCUAAUUAAUUUUGUUCUUAGCAAGAUAUAUUGUUAUAUAUUAAGAAACCUAUUGCAAGAGUAUGAAACAAAAAUGUACAUUUUAGAUAAGAAUAAUUAUAAGUUAUAAAAGAUCUAGACAAGAUUUAUUUGUUUUGUUUUGUGUAAAACCAUUGUAAUGGGAUAGAAUAAUAAUGCUCAAGUUAUUUUUGAUUAUUUUAUAUUAAAGAUGAUUGUACCAGAUUUUAUGGUGAUUCCUUGAAUAGGAAAACCAUUUGAAUCUCCAAUCAGGGCCCAUAUUCAAUAAGCAUCUUAGUAACAAUUUUCAACUUGGUGAAAAAUUGCUUUUUUUCUAAUUUGAAUUUUAAGGAAACAAUGUUUGUACACCAAAAAUAUGAAAAUAAGCAAGAAAAUGGUCUAAACAAUAUAUGCAUAUGAAUAAAUCUGAUGAAAAGUAGCGGGUAUUUAAAAUAAUUAUCGUUGUUAAAAAUUACGAAAUUCUCACUAAGUUGAAAAUAAUCACUAAGAUGAACAGAUUUAAAAAUAUCAACUAAGGUAGAAAAAUGACUGUGUAAUUCACUAGCCAAACCAUUGUAACAAUGUGCUGAACAAAUAGACUUCAUGAUAACCAACAUAUAUAGUUAGCUUGAAAGAAAUUAGAAAUAAACUUUUUUAAUGCAUUGUGUAGAUAAGUGCAUUUCUGUAGUCUUUGUGUUGUAUUUAAUGCCAAAUUAUUUCAGUCAGUAUGUCCUUUUUAUGCAUUGCAGGGUAAUCCUUUUACCAGGGUUACUUUCAACAAUUGAUCUUAAAGAAACAGAUUUUAUAUUAGUAAUGAAUGUUUGAUAAUAAUGACAUGUAAGCAAACAGCAUUGUAAUUGAAAUGUAAUACAAGAUGGACACCGCUCUUAUGCAUGUGGUGUUUUUUUUAUAUCUUUUUAUUUGGAGAUAAUGGUUAUUUUUCAUGUAUCAACUGCUAGGUCAUUAUUAUCUUAUCUUAUUUGGAAAUUCCUCAUUAAAGUCUUUUGAUCCAUGAUAUCUUUUUCAUCAUGUUACGGUGUAAGUGAACCAGGAAUUACAGAAUACUCUUUUAAAGGGACUAGACACCAGAUGAAUCCAUUGCAGGAAAAAAAAAAUUGUCAAAAACUUGAUAUUGCUGUGUACAACGCAUUGAAUCUUACUUACUGAUGUUUGACAUUGCUUAGGUCAUGUGUAUCUUUCGCAAUUUUUGCAUAGUUUUCCAAUUCAAAAUUUUGGUUUUCAGCCUACCACGUUAAUCCAAUUAAAUUUAAAAAUAGUGUAGAUGUAUGUAUCUGUACUUAUCAUGUGACUUUCACAUGCUAAAUUUUCACAAUAAUUAUAAACUGGGAAAGCAUUAUACACUAUUUUAAACGGGUUAACUCAGCUGAGACAGUUACGAAAUAUUCUUGAUGUAUUGUCGUCCUCAUACUAGCUUGUAUUGAUAAUUUUUGGCUUGUUUUUAGGAAAUACUGUAUUUGCCAAUUUAGGUCUAUCUGGUGUCUAGUCCCUUUAAUAUGUGUAUAAGUGUGUUAAUUUACUUAGAUGUAGUCCCAGUCGAAUUUUGACAACAUUCAUUUUGAUAAUACCCAGUAACAUAUAUGCUUUCAAAUCAGGAGAAAAAAAAUGACACACGAAACAAAAGCAAACAUUAGCAUCAGUCUUUUUCUGUGUAUAUUUUUAAAGUAUAUGUCCUUGCGUGAACAAAAUAAGAAGAUGGAACUUUCCGCUUGAACAAAAGGGUCAUCACAGUUUGCAACGUCAUUAUUGUUAUCACCAUCCCAUUUAUAACAAGUUGGUUCCAGCAACACAAAUAGGUGCGAGUUUCUAUACAGAAAAUGACUCUUGAGAAAUUUGAUAUUAUGAAACACACAUAUAUUGUCAUAUUUUUACAUUUAUAGACUAUUGUGUUCAUUUUUGUAAUUUAAAAGCAUUGUUACAUCCACCAUUUUCCUGUAUGUACGGGUAUUUCUUAAUGUGUUGUUCAUUAGAAAUUCUUGUUUUGCAUUCAACUGUUUUGAACAGUGGUUCUUAAGUUCACAAAUAAAGCCUGUGUGUUAGGAUUGAGACUACAGACUGUUGUUUUGAUAUAAAGAUUGCAUAUUGGUCAGAAAUUUGUAGAAAUGAAUACGAGUGACAUUGGCAACAAUUUCAAAAGGGGUCUCAGCCCCUUUACCCUGCAUUGGGCAUGAAUCCCUCAUACUCAAACAAAACUGCAGCUAUUUUUUCAAAAAUGACAAUUAUCAGCUGUUAAGUUUUGAAAAGUAUUAUUAUAUCACUUAUGAUUGUGAUGGUCUUUAUUGUUAAUUUUGAAUGUAGUUGAUAUUUAUACGCUGGUUCAUUGAACGGAAUGUUUAAUAGUUUUACCUGCAGCAAAUUGGGGAAAGCUGGGUGGGUGGCAUCCAGUAUUUUGUACAAUCAAUUCUUUAGAACCCAUUGCCCAAUCAUCACCAAACUUAGUUUAAAUGUGUAUUAGCAUAAGAUCUUGGACAAGUUUGAUAACCAGCCAUAUGGCUCUAGUCAUUCAAGAGUUAUUGCACUUCAAUUAUAGAAAUACCCUGAAAUUGGUGUUGUCCUUUCAGUAACAUGAGUAUUAUUUGUCCAAUCAUCUCCAUAUUUGUUUAGAAUGCGUAUUGGAUUUAUAUCUUAGGGAAAUUUGUUAACCAGCCAUAUCGCUUGAGUCACUCAAGAGCUAUCCACCUUCAUUGCCUAAAAUUGGUCUUUUCCGAUCAAUCAUUUAAGAGUUCUUUGUUCAAUCAUCACCUAAUUUAGUCAAAAUGUGUAUGGGCAGAAUAUCUCGGUUAAGUUUGAUAACCAGCCACUUCGCCUCAGUCACUCCCAAGAUACGACCCUUGAAUUUGCACUGUAUUUACAGUGUCCGCUGUCUAAAUUUGGCAUUAGAACAGAAAUAUUUUGUUGGUACUUUUGAUAUAAAAUGUGUCUGUCAUUCUUUGAUUUAUAGACUCGUUUCCGAGAUAUAAGGAAAGCAUUUGAACGAUCUCCGGUAUAAAAAAUAGAGCCGUUAAAUGCUUACUGACCAGAAAAUAUGGUUAAGGCCCAGGGAUUUUUCACCAUCUUUAGCAGGAGCAGGAAUUUGGCUACUUCCCAACUGAAGAAAGUUUAUUUUUCCAAAUCAUUUUUUGUGCUGAUUUUAUAUUAUUUGUUUCUUAUUGUAUGUCAAUUUUCCAUUUAAUAUUUGAAUAAAUUAGCUUUUAAAUGUACAAAUUAUAUUUUCCCUAUUUGAAGCGUUUCUGUGUUGAAUGAUGUAAGAAUGCAUAAAGCAUGUGGUGUACUGGUUCAGCCUCGUGUUGUUCAUUAUGUUUCUGUAAGGCCAUUUUCAUGAAUUCACACGUCAUAAAAGUUCACAAUUUGUUUUUGUUCAAAAUCAAAUGAUGGCAAUCUCAUCAUGGUACAAGUUUUGGUAUAUUAAGGAAAAUGUAAAUGUGAUUGUUGUACUUUAAGUUGUAUACUUUUUUUUGGAAUAAAUUAAACAGUUUA
Molecule: messenger RNA, 4902 nt
Organism: Mya arenaria
Lineage: Eukaryota; Metazoa; Mollusca; Bivalvia; Myida; Myidae
Product: transmembrane protein 33-like
Exons: 8
Coding region: 132-920 (262 amino acids)
Biological process (GO): membrane organization; endoplasmic reticulum tubular network organization
Cellular component (GO): endoplasmic reticulum; membrane
Source: RefSeq, a predicted model, not a curated record